UAUGUAGUUAGUUCCCUUUUUGUAGUAAAGAUGAGUGCGAUGGAUGCCCCCGAUAAGGGGGCUGUCCCUUCAAACAAUACAAAGCCUGGACUAAAAAGACUUGCGGACGAUCAGAGUGUCCAAAGACCGGAUCCCAAAAAAUCUACGUCUCCUUCCGAAUCCAUCCAAUCCGUAUAUACUAAACCUGGAUAUGAAAAUGACGCCAACGUGCAAUAUGGUGACAAUGACAAAGGCCCCUUUACGGUGUACAUCUCUCGCCAAGAAACAGACCCAACAUCCGGUUAUUCCUUAAAAACUCUUAAAGUGGCUCAACUCCUACACAAACACAAUGUCCCUGGAAUUGUAGAAGGUGGUAUUAAAGAAGUUGGCAGAAACAAAAUCUCUGUCACCUUUGAAAAACCCGAUCAUGCUAACUCCCUCCUCCAAAAUCCUAUCCUGGCAAAUUGUAAUUUAGUAGGCCACAUUCCGCGAUUUCACGUCUUCCGCCUAGGCAUUGUGCGUAAUAUUCCCACUGAAUGGACAUUGGAAGAACUUCUAUCUGGUAUUUCUACCCCCUCCAACUGCGGUGAAGUUAUCAAAGCAAGGCGGCUUAAUUUUAAGUCAAGAAGAGAGGACUCCACUACAUGGGUUCCCUCUAACACAGUUGUGCUCACUUUUACUGGCCAAUGCCUUCCGGAAAAGAUCUUCUGUUUUAAUGUAUCCCUCCCAGUCUCAGUGUAUCACCUACCCACAAUCCAAUGUCGAAACUGUUGCAGAUUUGGGCAUAUUGCCAAGCAGUGCAGGUCCAAACCUCGUUGCUUCCGAUGUGCUCAACCCCAUUCUGGAGACUCCUGUAACAUUUCAGAUUCUAUAUCUUCCUGUUUUCUGUGCCACGGUGGUAGACAUGUUGCUACAGAUCCCAAAUGCCCCGAACACUCCAGACAAAAAUCCAUCAAAAUUCUGAUGUCAGAAGAAAAUUUGUCAUAUAUGGAGGCAUCUAAAAGAUUUCCUCAUGUCAGAACUUUGUAUGCAGACAUUGCAGCAUCCCCGACAGCCCCUACCCAGAAUGUGUCUUAUCCUACAGUUAGUUCCUCGCCCCGUCCUGCCUCUACUUCUUACACCAAAACUUUGUUCCUUCCCCCUCGACCUAAACCUGCGUUGACUAAAUCUUAUGAUUUUGCCUCGCAUAACUCUAUUGUACAAACCCCCACAUCUUGUCAAUCCAAUGGCUGUGCUUUUACUUCUCCCUCCGACCCUUGCCCUAUCCCUACUCCUAAUGACAACUUAGUUGAAUUACUCCUCUGCUCUUUAAUUAACAUGUUUUCAAAAUUAUCAGAUUCUCCUUUACCGUCCAAUGUCUCUGUUCUAGCUGAACAACUUAUUGCUCUCCUCGCUAAAAACUCUCAGCAAAUUCAACCCCCAAAUUCUCCAAUGGAACUGUAGAAGUAUCCGCCUCAAAAAAUUUGAAAUUAGUCAACUCAUAGAUCAGUAUCAACCUAUUGUUUUUGCAGUCUCGGAGACGUGGCUUAGUCCAGGUUCCCACUUCAGGGUCCCAGGCUUCUCCUGUCUUCGGGACGACAGAAAUGAUGGUAGGGCAGGUAGUGCCCUCCUGAUACACAGAUCUAUAACUUUUUCUCAGAUUAACAUCCCUCCUCAUAAUUCUGGUUUAAAUAUAGUAGCUGCCAAAUUGUUAAAUUUGUCCAUCGUUUCCGUUUAUAUCCCACACCCUAAUCCAAAUCUUAUUUCUGAACUUCAGUCCAUUCUAUCGUCAAUCCCAAGCCCCUUAAUCAUGUUAGGCGACUUCAAUUGCCACCAUACUAUGUGGGGGUCCCACUACAAUGAUCCUUAUUCAUCAUUUCUGAUAGAUCUGAUGGAUGAUGUUGGCCUCUGUGUCUUGAAUGAUGGUACACCUACACGCAGAGUAUCCCCACUGCAGAAUAUUAGCGUACCUGAUCUUUCUUUAUCAUCCCCCUCACUGGCACCCAACUUAGACUGGUCUGUUCUUCAUCAUACAUAUGGAAGUGACCAUUUCCCCAUUUUGGUCUCUAUUCUUCAAGCUUCUAUCCCAAGCAUACCUUUUAAUCCCCUUCAAAAAUAUCGGACAUCUAAAGCAAAUUGGAACAUGUAUUCCGACAUUAUUAAUAAAGAAAUUUCCUCUCUUCCAGAGGUUACUCCUUAUAAUUUUCUAGCAUUGUAUAAUGACUACGUGUCUAUUCUUUUAAAGGCAGCUGACAAUAGCAUUCCUCUGAAAAACUCAGCCCGAAAGGUAAUUGGUUCACCCCCAUGGUGGGACUCUGAAUGUUCAGAAAGUAUCCGUUUACGUAAUGAAGCUGAGAAAAAAUAUGAAUCCAAUUUUACGAUGGAGAACUUUCUGUCUCUAAGGAGAAUUACAGCCCGCACCCGCAGACUCCUGUUUAAAAAAAAACGUUUAGGGUGGCAGAGAUUCUGUGAAUCUCUCUCCCCACGUUCCCCUCCUGCUCUUAUAUGGAAAAAGAUCAGGGCUUACCGCAUGUCUCUUAGAGAUUCAAACAUAUCCUCUAAUGAUUCAAUACCUUGGUUAGAAAACUUCUUUAAUAAUUUAGCCCCCCCCUUUGUCCCUGAAUUCGGUAACUUCCCCCCCCUUCUUUCCCCUUCUUCUGACAGAUUGAACGAUCCAUUCUCUUUAACGGAGCUAUCAUGUGCUCUAGAUCACCUACGGGAUUCCUCUCCAGGUAUCGAUGGCAUUCCUUAUUCUUUUGUGUGCAAAUCUCCUGGCUUAUCCAAGUCCCUAUUACUUAAAAUCAUUAAUACCAUUUUCAUAACUGGCACUGUUCCCGACUCUUGGUUAAUUCAAAUUAUAAUACCUAUUUUAAAACCUGGUAAAGACCCCCAGGACUAUUCCUCCUACAGACCCAUAGCCCUCUCUAAUGUCCUUGCCAAGAUUAUGGAACUAUUAGUCAAAAACAGGUUGGAGUGGCUUCUUGAAAACCGCAAUAUACUGUCUAAUACCCAAUUUGGAUUCAGAAGAGGUAAAGGUUGCUUGGACAGCUUAAGCAUUCUUACCUCCGAAAUUCGCAUAGCUUUUACAAAAAAUGAAAAUGUAUUAGGUGUCUUUUUGGACAUUUCAUCUGCAUAUGAUAGUGUUUCGCUUCCCUUACUCAGGCAGAAAAUGCUUCAGCUGAGUAUUCCCGAGAGGCUAAUCAAUUUUAUCUGCAGCUUGUUAAUGUCUCGAUCAAUUUCUGUCCGUCAUUGCAACACUCUCCUCCCUUCCCGGUCAGUAUGGAAAGGACUUCCUCAGGGUUCUGUCCUGAGCCCCCUGUUAUAUAAUAUCUACACCUUUGACUUAGACUGUUCCGUAAAUCAAUUUUGCAAAAUUUUACAAUAUGCUGACGAUAUUGCUUUGUACUCCACCUCCCCAUCUAUAAACGUCGCUACUAUUUGUAUAAACACUGCCUUACAUCAUUUAAAUGAAUAUCUUUUGUCCCACAAUCUCUCCCUUUCCAUUACAAAAUGCAGCGCAGUGUUAUUUUCCCGUAAACGAAAUGUGCCUUCAGUUGCAGUUCGUGUAAAUAAUACUCCUAUUAAUCGGUAUGAUUCGGUGAAAUUCUUGGGUGUCACUCUUGAUUCCAAACUUUCCGGAAGACAGCAUUUAGAACAUGUAAUUAAAAAAUGCGAAAAGGGCGUAAACAUUUUAAGAGCACUUACCGGGGUUCGUUGGGGCUCUCAUCCUGCCACUCUGAAACUUCUCUAUGAUGCGGUUAUUCGUAGUCACUUUGAUUACGGUGGUUUCCUUCUUGAUCCCUGUAAUAAAAUCGCUUUAUCCAAAUUAGAUAAGAUUCAAUCUAGAUGUCUCAGACUAAUAACUGGUGCUAUGAGAUGUUCUCCAGUUAAUGCUCUCCAAGUGGAAUGUCUAGAUCCCCCCUUAUACCUUCGUAGACAAUUCCUAUCUGAUAGAUUUUUUUGCGGUGUAGUCCAAAUUAAAUCCCACCCCCUCCUUCGCUUACUAAAGACUCUCUCUCAAACUAUACCAACAGCUAACUAUUGGUCCCACAAAGACCCUCCCUUACUCACUAAUUCUUUUGACAAAUAUACAUCUCACUCUUCCCCAAUAGAACAGAGUGUUCUCUACCCCAUUUAUGAGACCCAGUUUGAUGUUCUUAUUUUCUGCCCUAGGAUUAUUCUAAAUUUUGGAGUCGACAAAGAUAGCCCUGGGGCAAACCUAAAAUUCAAUAGUAUUCUGGAAUCUGACUGGCCACAAUGGAAUACAAUUUAUACUGACGCUUCAAAAUCCUCUCCCGAUAGUACUGUAGGGUCAGCUGUAUGGAUUCCCAAAUUUAAAAUUAUUUUAAGCUUUAAAUGCCCCCCUUCGACCUCUAUUUUUACAGGAGAAGCGAUUGCGCUAUUGGAAGCUAUCUCUUUUGUUGAAUCACACAAACUAAACCAAACUCUAAUAUUUUCCGACUCCUUAAGUUGUCUAACAGAUAUUCUAAAAACGCCUUUCCGAGCCCGUGAUAAUUCUAGCGUCACUCUUAAAAUCAAACAACUCCUAUACAAAUGCCACUGCUCUGACAUUGAAGUUAUCUUAGCGUGGAUUCCUAGCCAUACGGGUAUCAGUGGUAAUGAAACAGUGGACUCAUGUGCAAAGGUCGCCGUCCAUUCUGGUUGCGACACUUAUAAAUUUAGCCUCCCUCGUGAUUUACGCAUCUCUGCUAAAUCAUCUAUGUUAAUUAAUUGGAAUAACACUUGGCAGAGAUCUAACCAAUCUAAGGAGUCGCAACCGUCACCAUCAACCGAUCAUUUGUCAAAUAGAUCUAUACUCCGUCUAUCUCUCUGUUCUUUGCUACUUAAUCUUUUAAUCUUUUAAUCUUCCUUUUUUCGUUUUCAAUUACCUUCAACCUUGACGUUGGCGAAAUCAUCGAAAUUAAACGAUGGGGUCCACUAGCAACUAAAAGAAGAAGAAGAAGAAGAA
Messenger RNA from Papilio xuthus (Asian swallowtail), 4927 nucleotides. RefSeq names its product RNA-directed DNA polymerase from mobile element jockey-like. The transcript has 2 exons. The record is from RefSeq and is a predicted model, not a curated record. Gene Ontology annotation, molecular function: zinc ion binding; RNA-DNA hybrid ribonuclease activity; nucleic acid binding. NCBI's taxonomy places the organism in Eukaryota, Metazoa, Arthropoda, Insecta, Lepidoptera, Papilionidae. Bases 1769 to 4822 code for a protein of 1017 amino acids.